AUGGAGAUUAACGAGAGUAGAGGAGCGACUUGCGUCUGCAUCCCGUUCGACCUCGGUGAAGCUCAGUUUGACUACACCGUCACCGAGGACACCGGGGAUACCGCGGACACGGCAGUCCACCGAGAUAGCAAAGAUAGGGUGAACCCCGAAAACACGCAGCAGAUCUUAUCAGAUCCCGGGUAUUUGCGCAACGCAGUGUGGCAGCUCACCCCACCAUGCGAACCCCGCGGUCUGCACCGCGCGCCGUGGCCGCCCCUCAGCUCAGUCAGAGCCGACCACCUCCCUCACACCACUCGAGUCAAGAACGACACGUCUCACAACGCUUUUAGUGUCGUCCAUCUCGGGUUCUCAAUAAGGCGUAACUAA
This is a messenger RNA of Colletotrichum spaethianum, 366 nucleotides long. RefSeq lists its product as uncharacterized. The record is from RefSeq and is a predicted model, not a curated record. The coding region runs from base 1 to 366 and encodes 121 amino acids. The transcript has a single exon. NCBI's taxonomy places the organism in Eukaryota, Fungi, Ascomycota, Sordariomycetes, Glomerellales, Glomerellaceae.